Neofelis nebulosa (Clouded leopard) is the source of this 1386-nucleotide messenger RNA. RefSeq names its product zinc finger CCHC-type containing 13 (gene ZCCHC13). The transcript is spliced from 2 exons. Gene Ontology annotation, molecular function: nucleic acid binding; zinc ion binding. The record is from RefSeq and is a predicted model, not a curated record. The coding region runs from base 326 to 841 and encodes 171 amino acids. NCBI's taxonomy places the organism in Eukaryota, Metazoa, Chordata, Mammalia, Carnivora, Felidae.
GAGAACCAGCCGAGCCUCCAGCCGCAGCGCUGAUGCCAGUUAAGAACUGCCUCUCCGGGAUCGCCGCAGUGUACUUCUGGCGCAUGCGCUAAGAAAUACCACCACUCAGCCAUGCUUUUCACUUCAAGAAUGGAAAGAAAAGUCAGGCGGGAAGGGCAGCUGGAAUGCCUGUGACACAUGAGUGGGGUCGUGCGCAAACCUUGUGUGAUGUCACUGAGGCGCCUAGAGAAAAACGGCCACUUGUUUCUAAGCCGCACUAAGGAGAGGUGCGUCGGAGCCUCAGGGGCAGUGGUGGGCCCGCUCGCCCUAAGAUCUCACCAUCGCCAUGAGCAAUAAGGAAUGUUUCAAGUGUGGACGCUCUGGCCACUGGGCCCGGGGAUGCCCUAGAGGAGGAGGAAGUCGAGGGCGUGGAGCUAGAGGCCGCGGCAGAGGUUCCCAGUGCAGUUCCACCAACCCGUCUGACAUCUGUUACCGCUGUGGUGAGUCUGGUCAUCAUGCUAAGAAUUGUGAUCUUCUCGAGGACAUCUGCUACAACUGUGGGAGAAGUGGCCACAUCGCCAAAGACUGUAUUGAGCCUAAGCGAGAGAGAGAGCAGUGUUGUUACACUUGUGGCAGACCAGGCCAUCUGGCUCGUGAUUGUGACCGUCAGGAAGAGCAGAAGUGCUACUCUUGUGGUGAAUAUGGCCACAUUCAGAAAGACUGCACCCAAGUCAAAUGCUACCGGUGCGGUGAGACUGGCCACAUGGCCAUCAACUGCAGCAAGACGAGUGAAGUCAACUGCUACCGCUGUGGCGAGUCUGGACAUCUGGCCCGAGAAUGCCCCAUUGAGGCUACCGCUUAAUUUUUUUUCCUUUGUCCCUCCCUCCUUUUGUUGAUAGAUAAUUGUAUUAUUUUCUCUGAAACUAUUUCACUGACCAAAAGUUGAUAGAUGGAGGCUACUCCCAGGCUAGGAGGAAAGGGCUGGAAAAAAAAUCUCCAAAUAAUUUGUUCACUUUUAGAUGUCUUAUACUGUAAUUAAUGUGUUUCUGCGCCAUUGGUGAAUCUGAUUAUUGGACAGUCAUUCUGGGUAUCAGGCAAUUUCUAGGUUCUUUGUGUUUUGCUUUAGCAUUUAAUUAAGGGCUACUACUGUGUGCCAGCCCCUGUUGGAGGAAUUGGGGAUAUAUCAGUGAACAAAUAAGAUCGAGUUUGGGAACAUAGGCCUAGAAUCUAUUGAAAAAAUAAUAUAAUGUGUCAGUGAAGAUAAAUUGCUGUAGAGAAAAAGAACACCAGGUAAAAGAAUGGAAUGUGCAUGGGGAGGGGACAUGUGGUUCUUAGAUACACAAAGUACCCUGAGAUGGCAUUUCCUCAGAGAUUCAUUGCAUAAAUAAAGCUGAUUCUGAAAAUGUG